AUGAAUCGCAAGUCAAAUGAAGUAUUGAUGAAACAUGGGUUUCGUAUCGGUGAAACGAUUGGAGAAGGAUCUUACAGCAAAGUCAAGUAAGUUUUCUCAGAUUUGUUCAGAGCUGCUACAUACAAGGGGAAGCGAAUCGCCGUGAAAAUCAUAAAACGAGCUAAAAUAUCGAAUGAUUUCAACAACCGUUUCCUUCCAAGAGAACUCCAAACUCUAGCCACGGUGCAGCAUAAGAACAUCAUCGAAGUCUACAAGAUAUUCGAUUUCCCCAAAACAGUUUACAUCUUCAUGGAGUAUAUUGGAAGGGGAGAUUUACUGUCGCAUAUAAGGAUCCGCAAAUGCUUGGACGAACAUGAAAGUCGCCACUACUUCAAGCAACUGGUAAGCGCCUUGAGGUAUUUGCACAGCCUCGACGUGGCACACAGAGACAUAAAAUGCGAAAACAUCCUGAUAAACGAAGAAGACGAAAUUAAACUCAUAGAUUUCGGGUUUUGCAGAAGUACAGUCAACAGUAAAGGCAGGCGAGUUCUCAGCGAGACGUUCUGCGGCAGCACGGCCUACGCGCCCCCAGAAGUGCUCAAAGGCACUCCCUACAACCCCAUGAUGUAUGACGUGUGGAGCUUGGGCUGCGUCCUGUACAUCAUGAUCACGGGAGCCAUGCCCUUCGACGAUUCCAAUGUCGCCAGGAUGGUGAGGAGCCAGCAAAACAAACAGAUCAAGUUUCAAGCCAACGUGAGGUUUACACGAACGGUAAAGAACCUAAUCACCAGAAUGCUGGAACCUGACAUUACUUGUCGAGCCACCAUGGAUCACGUGAGCCGCCACGAAUGGACCGUGGCUGGAGGGAACUACCAGCAGCUCCAAAGCAGGGCUUUCUUCCAAUCCAAUCCGAACCUUCAAAACGAGUCUGACGCAAAACUCAGCAUGAGCCAACCCAGCAAGAAACUCGUAGUCUACAGAGGAUCGUCAGAAGAAUUUGAAUUCAAAGGAUUUCUGAGAAACCCGUGA
This is a messenger RNA of Uloborus diversus, 1008 nucleotides long. RefSeq names its product testis-specific serine/threonine-protein kinase 1-like. Gene Ontology annotation, cellular component: cytoplasm. The transcript has 5 exons. NCBI's taxonomy places the organism in Eukaryota, Metazoa, Arthropoda, Arachnida, Araneae, Uloboridae. Gene Ontology annotation, biological process: microtubule cytoskeleton organization; protein phosphorylation; intracellular signal transduction. The record is from RefSeq and is a predicted model, not a curated record. Gene Ontology annotation, molecular function: ATP binding; tau-protein kinase activity; protein serine/threonine kinase activity.